CCCAGACACCACAGGUGUGUCUGACUGAGUUAAAUGCUGCCGCCACUGGAAUCUGGUUUUCCUUGGAUUAUUGUGGAUUAGAAUUUACUCAACGGCACGUGUUUCCUCAUCGCUGGCAAUAAUGCAAGGUUUGGAUUCCCCUGAAUCUGGAGGAGUUAUUGGAAGUGGGAUUCAUUCUUAAAAAAAAUUAGGUGUAACAGUUUUAGUUUUUUCGCUGGAAGAAUCAAAUUACUUUAUACGAAACAGAGACUUCUCUGUUAGUGCUUUUACACCCAUAACAGUAUGCAGAUGUCAAUGGGCUGAUCAUGACAGUGAAAAUGAACCAUCAAGGACCAGAUUGUCCUUUAGAGGGCUGGGAUCCCAACGGACGCCGCCUCAGCUACAGAUGCACCAUACUACAGGGCGACUACGUCUGGCUGGAUCUGAAGACUGGUCGGGAGUUUGAAGUUCCCGUUGGAGCUGUGGUGAAGCUCUGUGACUCAGGCCAGAUCCAGGUGGUGGAUGAUGAGGGAAACGAGCACUGGAUCUCCCCCCAGAAUGCCACUAACAUUAAACCGAUGCACCCCACCUCCAUCCACGGGGUGGAGGACAUGAUCCGGCUCGGAGACCUCAACGAGGCUGGAAUCCUCCGCAACCUGCUCAUCAGAUACACAGAAAAACUUAUUUAUACAAACUGUGGUGGGAGGACAUAUACAGGCUCCAUCCUGGUGGCCGUCAAUCCUUACCAGCUGCUGCCCAUCUACGCUGCCGACCAGAUACGACUCUACACCAACAAGAAGAUUGGUGAAAUGCCACCCCACAUCUUUGCGAUUGCUGACAACUGUUACUUCAACAUGCAGAGGAAUAACCGUGACCAGUGCUGCAUUAUCAGCGGAGAGUCUGGCGCAGGAAAAACAGAGAGCACCAAACUGAUCCUGCAGUUCCUGGCAGCCAUCAGCGGUCAACACUCCUGGAUAGAGCAGCAGGUCCUGGAGGCCAACCCCAUACUAGAGGCUUUUGGAAACGCUAAAACUAUCCGCAACGACAACUCUUCUCGUUUUGGGAAAUACAUCGACAUUCAUUUCAACAAAAGAGGAGCUAUAGAGGGAGCCAAGAUAGAACAAUACCUGCUGGAGAAAUCCAGAGUCUGUCGACAGGCUUUCGAUGAGAGAAACUAUCAUGUAUUUUACUGCAUGCUGAAGGGCAUGACUGCAGAUGAGAAAAAGAAGCUCUGCCUGAGCAAAGCCACCGACUACACCUACCUAACUAUGGGUAAAUGUGUUGUUUGUGACGGCAGAGAUGAUUUGAAAGAGUACUCCAACAUUCGCUCUGCAAUGAAGGUGCUGAUGUUCACAGACAAGGAGUACUGGGAGAUUUCUAAACUGCUGGCUGCAAUAUUGCACAUGGGUAACCUGAAGUAUGAAGCUCGCACCUACGACAACCUGGAUGCCUGCGAGGUCGUCCGCAGCGCUCACCUCGCAACUGCUGCUACGCUGCUGGAGGUGGAUGUCAAGGCCUUGAUGAACUGUCUGACCAGCCGAACGCUGAUCACCAGAGGAGAGACCGUGUCAACCCCUCUCAGCAUGGAACAAGCUCUAGAUGUUCGAGAUGCUUUCGUCAAGGGUAUAUAUGGACGAUUGUUUGUGUGGAUCGUGGAGAAGAUCAAUGCGGCCAUCUACAAGCCUCCAUCAUCACAGCCCAAAGCUAUCAGACGCUCCAUCGGACUGUUGGACAUCUUCGGCUUUGAGAAUUUUGCUGUCAACAGCUUUGAGCAGCUGUGCAUCAACUUUGCCAACGAGAACCUGCAGCAGUUCUUCGUCCGUCACGUCUUCAAGCUGGAGCAGGAGGAGUACAACCUGGAACAUAUCAACUGGCAGCAUAUCGAGUUCACCGACAACCAGGAUGCUCUGGACAUGAUCGCCAUCAAACCCAUGAACAUCAUCUCGCUCAUUGACGAGGAGAGCAAGUUUCCCAAGGGCACCGACACCACUAUGCUGAACAAGCUCAACUUUCAGCACAAACUCAACACGUAUUACAUCCCACCAAAGAACAACUACGAGACUCAGUUUGGCAUCCAUCACUUUGCCGGAGUGGUUUAUUAUGAAACAAGAGGUUUCCUGGAGAAAAACAGGGACACUUUGUAUGGCGACAUCAUCCAGCUCGUUCAUUCUUCCAAAAACAAGUUUAUCAAACAAAUCUUCCAGGCUGAUGUUGCUAUGUUUCUGUGUGGUUACGCUCCUGGUGCCACAACUCUUCCUAAGGGGGCAGAGACCAGGAAACGCUCUCCCACUCUCAGCAGUCAGUUUAAGAAAUCUCUGGAGCUGCUGAUGAGAACUCUGAGCGUCUGUCAGCCUUUUUUUGUUCGCUGCAUCAAACCAAAUGAGUACAAGAAACCCAUGCUGUUCGACAGGGAGCUGUGUGUGCGUCAGCUCAGGUACUCUGGGAUGAUGGAGACCAUCCGUAUCCGCCGAGCUGGAUAUCCCAUCCGCUACACCUUCGUGGAGUUUGUGGACCGCUACCGGGUGCUGAUGCCCGGAGUUAAACCGGCGUACAAACAGGAGGACCUGAGAGGAACCUGUCAGAGGAUCGCCGUGGCUGUGCUCGGCAGAGACGAUGACUGGCAGAUGGGAAAAACCAAGAUUUUCCUCAAGGACCAUCACGACAUGCUGCUGGAGAUCGAGAGAGACAAAGCCAUCACAGAUAAGGUCAUCCUCAUCCAGAAGGUGGUGCGAGGUUUCAAGGACAGAUCAAAUUUCUUAAGGAUGAGGAAGUCAGCUAUGUUGAUCCAGAAGACGUGGAGAGGUUACCACUGCAGAAAGAACUAUGGAGCUAUGCGAGCGGGCUUCUCCCGCCUCCAAGCUCUGGUCCGCUCCAGGAAGUUGUGCGCAUCGUAUCACGUGGCCCGUCAGCGCAUCACAGGCUUCCAGGGUUUCUGCCGGGGCUACCUGGUGCGCCGGGCCUUCAGGCACCGGCUGUGGGGCGUCAUCACCGUGCAGGCGUACACCAGAGGCAUGAUCGCCCGCCGGCUGUACAAGAGGCUGAGAGGAGAGUACUGCAGGAGGCUGGAGGCCGAGAAGAUGCGUCUGGCUGAAGAGGCCAGACUGAGGAACCAGAUGUCUGCGAAGAGAGCAAAAGCCGAGGCCGAACGCAAACACCAGGAGCGGCUGGCCCACCUGGCAAGGGAGGAUGCCGAGCGGCAGAAGAAGGAGAAGGAAGAAGCCCGUAGAAAAAAGGAGAUGGUGGAACAGAUGGAGAAAGCCCGGCUGGAGCCCGUCAACCACUCAGACAUGGUGGACAAGAUGUUCGGCUUCCUGGGGACGACGGGUUCCUUACCGGGUCAGGAAGGACAGGCGCCCGCUGGGUUUGAAGACCUGGAGCGCACGCACCACCACAUGGAGGAGGAGGACCUGGACGAGGCUCUUCCUCUGCCUGACGAUGACGAAGAGGAAGACUUAUCAGAGUACAAGUUCGCCAAGUUUGCCGCCACCUACUUCCAGGGCACCACCACACACACUUAUGUCCGCAGACCUCUGAAGCAGCCGCUGCUGUUCCACGACGACGAGGGAAACCAGCUGGCGGCGCUGGCCGUGUGGAUCACGGUGCUGAGGUUCAUGGGGGAUCUGCCGGAGCCCAAGUACCACACAGCCAUCAGCGAUGGAAGCGAGAAGAUUCCGGUCAUGACCAAAAUCUACGAGACGCUGGGAAAGAAGACGUACAAGAGAGAGCUGCAGGCGCUGCAGGGGGAGGGCGAGACACCUCCCUCCGACAGCCACAAGAAAAACAGCGUCCGGCACAAACUGGUGUCCCUCACCCUGAAGAAGAAGUCCAAGAUCACUGAGGAGGUCACCAAACGCCUCAACGACGGCGAGUAUGGUCUCCAAGGCAACAGCAUGCUGGAGGAUCGACCCACAUCAAACCUGGAGAAACUUCACUUCAUCAUCGGCAACGGCAUCCUGAGACCAGCACUGAGAGAUGAGAUCUACUGCCAGAUCUGUAAGCAGCUCACCCAGAACCCGUCCAAGAGUUCCCACGCCCGCGGCUGGAUCCUCAUCUCUCUGUGUGUCGGCUGCUUCGCCCCGUCAGAUAAGUUUGUCAAGUACCUGAGGAACUUCAUCAGCAGCGGGCCUCCGGGUUACGCUCCGUACUGUGAGGAGAGGCUCAGACGGACGUUUGUUAACGGGACCAGAACCCAACCUCCAUCCUGGCUGGAGCUGCAGGCCACCAAGUCCAAGAAGCCCAUCAUGCUGCCGGUGACGUUCAUGGACGGCACCACGAAGACGCUGCUGACGGACUCGGCCACCACGGCCAAGGAACUCUGCCACGCCCUUUCUGACAAGAUCAACCUGCAGGACCGCUUCGGCUUCUCGCUGUACAUCGCUCUGUUUGACAAGGUCUCCUCUUUAGGCAGCGGGAACGAUCACGUGAUGGACGCCGUGUCCCAGUGUGAGCAGUACGCCAAGGAGCAGGGCGCGCAGGAGAGGAACGCCCCCUGGAGGCUGUUCUUCAGGAAGGAGAUCUUCACACCGUGGCACAGCCCCACCGACGACCCGGUGGCCACCAACCUCAUCUACCAGCAAAUCGUCCGGGGCGUCAAGUUUGGAGAAUACCGCUGUGACAGGGACGACCUGGCAGAACUGGCCUCCCAGCAGUAUUACGUGGACUACGGCUCAGAGAUCCUUCUGGAGCGUCUGCUGAGCCUCAUCCCGUCCUACAUCCCAGACAGAGAGAUCAGCACCUCCAGGACCGUGGAGAAAUGGGCUCAUUUAAUCAUGGCUGCACACAAGAAGGGCAUCUACACUCAGAAGAGGUUCGACACGCAGAAGGUGAAGGAGGAAGUGGUGGACUUCGCCCGCCACAAGUGGCCACUGCUCUUCUCUCGUUUCUACGAAGCCUUCAAGUUCUCAGGUCCUAGUCUGCCUAAGAACGACCUGAUUGUCGCGGUCAACUGGACCGGGGUGUAUUUUGUGGACGAGCAGGAGCAGGUCCUGCUGGAGCUCUCCUUCCCAGAAAUCACUGCAGUUUCAAGCAGCAGGGGAGGGAAGCUGCAGAGUCAAAGUUUUAACUUGGCCACCAUCAAAGGAGAAGAGUACACGUUCACCUCCAACAACGCCGAGGACAUCCGGGACCUGGUGGUCACCUUCCUGGAGGGCCUGAGGAGGAGGUCCAAGUUCGUGGUGGCGCUGCAGGACAACCCCAACCCUGCCGGGGAGGAGGCGACGUUCCUGAGCUUUCUGAAGGGAGACCUGAUCGUGCUGGACCAGGACACCGGCGAGCAGGUCCUCAACUCCGGCUGGGCUCAUGGCAUUAAUGAACGAACCAAUCAGAAGGGAGAUUUCCCCGCUGACUGCGUCUACGUCCUGCCCUCCAUAACCCGACCUCAGCAAGACAUCGUCGCUCUGGUAACCAUGACGCCAGACCAGCGGCAGGAGUCGGUCCGUGUGUCUCAGAUCAUCCUGCCGGAGACGGAGGGCAGAUUGAAACCCUACACACUAGAGGAGUUCUCUUAUGACUACUUCAGGCCUCCCCCCAAACACACUCUGAGCAGGGUGAUGGUCACCAAGAAUCGUGGGAAAGAUAAGUUGUGGAGCUGCACCCGAGAGCCGCUCAAGCAGCCGCUGCUGAAGAAGGUGGUGAACCACGAGGAGCUGGCUCAGGAUGCAUGCAUGUCCUUCAUAGCUAUGAUGAAGUACAUGGGCGACUACCCGUCCAAGCGAACGCGCUCGGUCAACGAGUUGACCGAUCAGAUCUUUGAAGGAGCGCUGAAGGCCGAGCCUCUGAAGGACGAGAUCUACUGUCAGAUCAUCAAGCAGCUCACCGACAACCACGUGAAGUACAGCGAGGAGAAGGGCUGGGAGCUGCUGUGGUUGUGCACUGGUCUGUUUCCUCCCAGCAACGUGCUGCUGCCUCACAUCCAGCGUUUCCUGCAGUCUAAGAAACACCACCCUCUGUCUGGAGACUGUAUGCAAAGGCUGCACAAAGCUCUGCGUAAUGGAUCCAGGAAGUAUCCUCCUCAUCUGGUGGAAGUGGAGGCCAUCCAACAUAAAACUACACAAAUCUUCCACAAAGUGUACUUCCCUGACGAUACAGACGAGGCGUUCGAGGUGGAGUCCAGCACUAAGGCCAAGGACUUCUGCCAGAACAUUUCCACCCGGCUGCUGCUCAAGUCUUCCGAAGGCUUCAGCCUCUUUGUGAAGAUCUCAGACAAGGUGAUCAGUGUACCGGAGGGAGACUUCUUCUUCGACUUCGUCAGACAUUUGACAGACUGGAUCAAGAAAUCUCGACCGGCCAAAGAAGGAAUCGUUCCCUCUCUGACUUAUCAGGUGUUCUUCAUGAAGAAGUUGUGGACCAGCACCGUUCCAGGGAAAGACGCAUUUGCUGACUCUAUUUUCCACUAUUACCAGGAGCUGCCUAAAUACCUGCGCGGCUACCACAAGUGUUCCCGAGAAGAGGUCUUCCAGCUCGCAGCGCUCAUCUACCGUGUCAAGUUUGAGGACGACAAAUCUCACUUUCCUACAAUUCCCAAGAUGCUCCGAGAGCUGGUUCCCCAGGACCUCAUCCGCCAGAUGUCCCCAGAUGACUGGAAACGGUCUGUGGUUGCGUACUUCAACAAGCAGGCGGGUAAAUCCAGAGAAGAGGCCAAACUGAUGUUCCUGAAGAUCAUCUACAAGUGGCCCACCUUUGGCUCCGCCUUCUUUGAGGUCAAGCAAACCACAGAACCCAACUUCCCAGAGAUCCUGCUGAUCGCCAUCAACAAGCAUGGCGUCAGUCUCAUCGACCCAAAGAUGAAGGACGUCCUGACCACCCACCCGUUCACCAAGAUCUCCAACUGGAGCAGUGGGAACACCUACUUCCACAUCACCAUCGGAAACCUGGUCAGAGGAAGCAAACUGCUGUGUGAGACGUCGCUGGGCUACAAGAUGGACGACCUGCUGACCUCCUACAUCAGUCAGAUGCUGACCACCAUGAACCGGCAGCGGCCCGGGCGCAGCCACAACAAGUGAACGUCUUACUGGCAGGAGGCGGCCGAGCUCCUCCGCCUGCUGCGCCCCAUCGGCCAGCACUGCAGCUGGGGGCGCACCUUCAGCCACCAGCUGUGGAGGAUGAGCCGCAGUCCUUCUGCUAGUUCGGAGGGGUCAAAACUCAGCCGAGAGAGUUCGGCCACGAGCAGCAGCAGCGACGACCCCGGCGAAGGUCCAAGCACCUGUUACCACGGCAACCCCGAGGAGGACGAGCCGUCCAGUGAAGACGACUACCUCUGACCUCCACGUCUUCAGGAUACUACGUUCAAACACGCUCGCUUAGGAGCGUUCAGUCACAUUUCAAACCAGCCAGGGCGGUUUACUCGUCACCAUGACAACAGCAGCACCGUGUGAACAGGUGCAUCCUCACACGAUGCUCACCUUUAGUCAUGACCUCAACACAAACCCAUGAAAUACUGACAAAACGGACAAACAUAAGGACUACAGUUAGACAGCGGUGUGGCUGAAGAAGCAAGGCUUUACAUUUCUGUCAGUGUUUAUAAAAAAAUAUAUAUAUUAACACCGAAGACCUGGUAACUUGGAGUUAAUUAACAGGUUCUUUAAUUAUUCACAUGACGAGCAUCUUUUAUUUAUUCUUUAUUUCAUUCAUUAAAAGAAAAACAAAACAGUUCAAUAUAAUUACAACAGUCUUUCCUUGAAUCAAAGGGAACAGAACGAAGACUAAUCUUAUUUUAUCUCUCCCUUUUUCGUAAGAAAUCAAGUUUAAAUUAAUGUACUAAUAAUUUAAAAAAAUUACAAAUUACACAAUUAAAAAAAAAAAAAACACUUUCCAAAAAACGUAAACGUAUCUUAAACGUAUCUUAAAUCACAGCUUAGACAUUCCAAUGUGCAGCUUUUAACCCGACGGAGAUGAGGCCGAUUCACAUUGAGCUCCCAUAGUAAACAAGUUCAACUUAACGUAAAAACAGAUCUUAGUUCAGGUUAGAAGAAGCUUUUAGUCCCGAAGAGGAAUCUGAGGUCCUUUACUGAACAUACUAAUGCAAAUCCCAAGAAGUACUUUAGAAGAAUAAAAGUAAAUCCUGCUCUAAGUUGUAACAUUGGUCAUAAAGGAAGAUGUCCAGAUGUCCAAUGUUUUGAUCAGUCGGUGACAGUUUUCCAUUUUCUGCUGCUGAACCAGAUCAUCGAGGGAAAUAUUGAGAAUCUUUAUCUUUUAAAAGAAAUAAAAGUUUUACUUAAGUGUAAUUUACAGAUUUGCCCUUUAAAAUUGUUCAACUCUAUGACAGUAAAGCAGGUAAUAAAAUACAUAUUAAACCACAAAGUGCAACUAAGUCGGCUUUGUAGAAACCCUAAAAAUGUACUAGUGUGUUUUCUCACAAAGUUUUUAUAAAGUUUAUAAAGUAUGAGCAUCAAACUGAAGACAGUCUUGAUCCCUUUGCUCUGAUCUUGAAAUCAAAAAGUCUUUUAUUUUCUUGACUAUAAUGAUGUAAGGCCCAGACAGAAAGCAGGGUCAUCAUGACAACUGUCUCCGACGUAGAUGUCCUUCUUGCCGGUACCUGCUGCACUUUUAUAUCUUUUAAGUAGUUUAAAUGCUUUUUUUUUUUCUUAGUUUGAGUUAGGAAUUUUUUUUCUGGCCUUAACCCGAAAGUGUAACUGAAGAGAUCUAAAGGUGUUUAUUUAAAACCACUGUGACAGUCGGGAACUAAUGUGUUUUUUAAUUUAUAAGGUAACGCUAUAGCCCUUUUAUUAAAAAGUGUAAAAUGAAUGAAGAGUGUUCGGUUCAGCGUCAGCUCCUGUUUGGCCUUGAUCCUAAACUUCUUGCCUUAAUUGACCUUUGUGUUGAGACUACAUUACCCAGAAUUCCCUGUGCUUCAGCAGGUAGUCUCCAGUGGUAAGAAAAUUUUAAUUUUAUUUAUUUAUUUUUCUUUAAAUGGAAGCUUCAGUUUCCUCCCAGUGUUCAUCAGUCAGGAGUGUUCAUGUGUUCACAUACAACUUUUGGUUUUAUGUCCAGCAAAGGUGAUUAAAAGUGAUAAAUGCAGUUUAAAAUCAACAACUAUGUGUUUUGAUACUAUUAUCUGCUCCCAGGUUUAGAUGUUUGUUCACUUUUCACUGACUUUAUCAGCAAAUAAGUGAUCAGGUCCAGAUAAAAAUUAGUCUUAUUUGAAUCAACAUGACUUUAAAUCGGAAAAGAAGUAGUUUCUAAGAAAGAUGCCAUGCUUGAUCCAUCGUCUCCAGUUCAUCAUGACUCACCUGCACGGAUCCAUACGCCACUAAUUAAUGCUCCUAUCCAGGAGUAACUGGAAUAAUAAGCAGGUUAUUUAACUCUUUAACAUAAAAUCAGCUGCAGAGAUUCUCUGCCACAUUAAACCUGACUAAAGUUGUUUUUUUAAACUGUGCCAAUGUAAUCAUGUUUUUUUGGUGUUGCCGUCUUAAAGGUGUGGAUUUUUUUAUUUCCUGUGUGUCCAGGACCCGAAGAUCCUCUCAACUUUGUCUUGUAUCAUCACUUUGGUACAAAUGUUAAAUACAUUUGUUCUGACUUUUCUGAGGUAAAUAACUUUAAAUGUAUUUUACAGCUGGGACUCUCGUCUUGGGCAGCGUUCUGGCGUCCCGUUAUAGUUGUGAUGUGUUUAUAGCAAUGCCCUGAAAUGUACCAUCAUUACUUAAUUAUCAAAUUAUAAUUUACUUCCUGCAGGAUGUUCAGGCGUCGGACUUAUUCAAGCGCUGCAAAACCUUUUCCUUUUCUUUUUGCCUGUUUCUUUUCCCUCUUUCUCAAAAACUCAUGAGGUGUAAGAAAAUCAUGAAUGGAGCAUAGAUUCUUUUGAAUUCAUCACUGCGAGAGAGAAUAAACCAUCCAGCUGCCAUAAACGUACCGCAGACCUUAACCGUCAUAAAAGAUUUUUUUUUUUUUCUGUUUAAACAAACUAAUAAACUAAAUAUUUCAUAUA
Molecule: messenger RNA, 9901 nt
Organism: Cololabis saira (Pacific saury)
Lineage: Eukaryota; Metazoa; Chordata; Actinopteri; Beloniformes; Belonidae
Gene: myo7aa
Product: myosin VIIAa
Exons: 51
Coding region: 306-6980 (2224 amino acids)
Cellular component (GO): myosin complex; cytoskeleton
Molecular function (GO): protein binding; ATP binding; cytoskeletal motor activity
Source: RefSeq, a predicted model, not a curated record